AUGGCUGCCAAAGGAGAAGAGCAGAAACCUCCAGGAGAAGGGCAGAAACCUCCAGAAGAGCAGAAAUCUCCAGAAGUUAUGGGGGUUAUGAAGGAUCUGGGCUCUCUCACUGUAGAUGUGGACAGUAACCACCCAGUACUGAGCUUUGGGCAGAACAGCAGCCAGCAGGGGCAGUGCAGUGCUUUAGAUAUAUCAGCCGGUUGGUACAGGCCACAUUUGGUUGAUGAUCACUACGCUUGUGGGAGCCAGCAGGGGCAGUUUAGCCUGCCUGCAGAUGUAGAAAUUCCCUCUUGUGAAAUAUUCACAUUUCCCUUCAGUCUGGCAGUACAGAGAGAUGGCAGGGUUGUUGUAAGUGACCACAUGAAACACGGCGUCUUCCUGUUUGAGGCAGAUGGGACACUGGUGAAACAGGUGGGAGGGCUUGGGGAGGGGGAGGGGCAGUUUGCUGAGCCAUGGUGUGUCUGUGUGGAUAAAGAGGACAACAUCAUUGUGUCAGAUAAACGCAAUAACCGUGUUCAGGUGUUUGACAAGAAUCUGAACUAUAAGCACAAGUUUGGUCAGGAGGGAAAACAGCCAUGGGACAUGUGGAGCCCUAUAGGGGUGUCAGCUGACAGCAAGGGGAACAUAGUUCUGUCAAACACUGGUGGUGACAACAGUAAGCUUAAUAAGCUUCAGGUGUUCCGCUCAGACGGCACCUGGGUAUCCACCAUUAGCAUUGAUGGGGACAAACGGACCCGGCCCCAUGGGGUGGCUGUGACAGAGGAUGGACAUGUGUUUGUAGCUGUUUUCCGAGACAAAUUUUUCAUCAGGAAGUACAAAUACAUGUAAAAACAGCACAGAAUGCUUCAGGUACAGGAACUGUGAGCACCUACUAACUAGCUUAGUAUUUACAAUCAUCUAUAUUCUACUUUGGGUGAAGUAUUGGUACAGUCUGGGUUUAUGGAAAAGGCCAUGCUGUAAACCUGGCCCGUCUAGCAUAUACAUGUAUAAGGAUACCCCCAUAUCCUCAUAAAAGAUAAGAUGAAGCAGCUGUACCCUCUAGCGGAAUGCUCCCAUUGCACUGGGUAUAGCAUGGCAUAUACAGGUGUAGCUUGGUCAAAGUUGCAUAAGAAUUUUACCUGUUAUAGAGGAUAUCUUUUCCAAACAACAUUUGAAAACUAUAGAUACUAUUGUUAAAUACACGAAUAUAACCUUUAAGAAUUUUAAAGCGCUACCCGUAAUACAUUACAGGUUUGCCGCAGGCGCAGUACAUUAAGCCAACAUGCUACCAUAAUGCUGUGAAGACUUUUUCAAAGCAAGACUAUCAUAACAAAAUCUUAAAGAACUGUGACUUGUUUUUAGUUGUGUGUAACAAGUUAUCUGUAAAGUGCUGUUGCUUAAGUCAAAGACCACAAUACCAGAUUGAUAAAUGGAAGCCUUAAAAUUCUUCAGGCUUUUCUCAAUGUAUUUCAAGCUGUUUAUACAUGUACAUGUAACCAAUUUUGUUUUAACAUAAUAGAAUGGUUUAUUUAUGAAAGACAGCAUAGUUGCAGCCCGCUGGUUGUCAGGCCCGUUUACACUUACAAAAACAUUUCAUGCUCGUCACUGAUACAUACUGUCAUGAUCACUAAGAUUACCAUACCAGUCAACUUAUUACCAUAAACACAUUAAAUAUUUGUCAACUUUUAGUCAUCAAGAAUCUCCAGGGACUUUAUGUAUGGAUUAAAUGAUAAUUAUGCAAAUCAUAAUAUUCAUCAGAAGGUAGCAUGCCUGGCUAUAGUGGAUUUAUGUCAUGAAAAAACAAAUUCAAAAUCUAGUUUAUAAGUAAAGAAAAUUGGUGAGUGACUGUGUAUAUUGCUUUUUCUGUGAGUUUACCAUUAUUCGCCAUAUGAUUAUUUGCCAUAGACUUAGCGGGGCAGCAUUUAUUUUUAAGAGCAGCUAACGGCGUUUUUUUUUUCAGGGGGGGGGGGCUUGCAACACCAAAGAACAUGCCAACAAAUAAUUGUACCUGGUCCAAUGCCUGCCAUUUCUAGUUCAAUUUUGAGCUGACACCAUGUACAAGUAGCUGAUAUGAUGAAAAUUAUUCUACAUGCUGCACAUCAUUUGCUAAGCCCCUAACACCAUGUUAAUUAAAAGUACUGGAAACACGUCAGAAAUGUCGAUCCUGCCAGAAUUGGUGCGUCUAUCCCGCAGUACCUGGGCAGGGUCUGUAAUCCCCACAGGGCCGCGGGAUUAUGGUGGGAUGAUGGGCUGAAUUUGCUCAUCAAACAACAUGAUUAGAGACUUAAGAUAAACUGAUGAGGUAGUCAGGAGAGAUUUAACAUGGCCUCCCCUCUCUGGCACAACUCCAGGCCUGGUAAUAAAGACAGUAAUGCAAGGUCAUGGUUAUAGAUGGACCAGUGCCCGGUAGGAGGGCUGGUAAGGAUAAAUUUCUAGCUACUUUAUCUUGUAGCAUGCAUAGUCCAGUGGUUACGGGGGUGCCAGAGUAUACAGUGCAAUUUUACGAAAUACAGUGCAAUCGUAU
Branchiostoma belcheri (Belcher's lancelet) is the source of this 2503-nucleotide messenger RNA. Its product is annotated as tripartite motif-containing protein 2-like. Gene Ontology annotation, molecular function: protein binding; ubiquitin protein ligase activity; translation repressor activity. NCBI's taxonomy places the organism in Eukaryota, Metazoa, Chordata, Leptocardii, Amphioxiformes, Branchiostomatidae. Bases 1 to 828 code for a protein of 275 amino acids. The transcript has 3 exons. Gene Ontology annotation, biological process: negative regulation of translation; proteasome-mediated ubiquitin-dependent protein catabolic process; protein polyubiquitination. The record is from RefSeq and is a predicted model, not a curated record.